Micromonas commoda is the source of this 1716-nucleotide messenger RNA. RefSeq lists its product with no specific name. Bases 1 to 1716 code for a protein of 571 amino acids. NCBI's taxonomy places the organism in Eukaryota, Viridiplantae, Chlorophyta, Mamiellophyceae, Mamiellales, Mamiellaceae. The transcript has a single exon. The record is from RefSeq and is a predicted model, not a curated record.
AUGGGCGGCUUCAGCGAGUAUCGGAGGAAAAAGGCCACGAUGCUGUCCGCGGCGAAGCGCCUGCGGGUCGAGGACCGCGGCGGCCAGGAGCGUAGGUCAGCGCGCGUCGGCCGGGGCGCCGAAGAUGGAACCGUCGCUUCAGACCGCGGACUGCCCACGAGGGGGUGGCAGGUCUCCGUCACCGAGCCCGUGGCGGGCUCGAGGAGGGGCCUGAGCAGGCCGCUCGUGGCCGGUGAGCCCAUCAUGAAGAAAUCGGAUCGGCGCGAGGCGACGUCGGACCGACGGCGCGCGGGCGGGUACGGCGCCGCCGACGGCGCGCCCAUCGCGUGGGACGCCGCGGACGAUCUGCCGAUGCAUCCGAGGACCCGCGGCAGGUCGUCCGCGGCCGCGUCUUCCUCCUCCGCGUUUCCCUCGUGCGCCGCUCUCGUGACCGGCGUCGCGCUGAUGAUGAUGGUCGCGGUGUGCGCGCUCGCCGUCGUCCACCCGGAGCUCGCGCGCGCGGGCGCCACUCACGCGGCAGCCGCCUGGACCGGGCGCGUCUCAUCUUUUGUCUCCUCCUUCCGACGCGAAACCGUCGACACGCAGUCCGCCAGGCUAGCCUUCCUGGCCCCCCACGGCCACGACGGAAGGCAUCGACACGCGCAAAAGACGGCCGCGAAGAUGGGACCCGGGUGCGAGCUGUUAAGCGUCGAGGAGGCUGCCGCGUCCGUCGCCGCCGCGUUUGCGAAAGGGGAGUCGUCAAUCGGCGCCGCGUGCGAGGCGGCCAAACAAUUCCGAUGGGACGACGUGGAUCCGUACGUCGACGCCGCCGCGAAGGAUCGCGUGGGCGGUAACGAAGACGAAGGGAAGGUGGUGGUGUUCCACGCCGGGUCGCGGUUCGACCCCGACGCGGUGACGCGCGCCGCCGAGAUGAUGGCUCGGGACGACGAGGUCGAUCCGAAGGUUUCGCCGGGCGAGGGUAGCGCGGGCGCGGAGAAGAGGAAGGAGAAGAGCGGCGCCGCGCACGUAGGGAAGAAGGAGAAGAGCGGCGCCGCGCACGAGGGGAAGAAGGAGAACGCGCUGCCCCUGCCCGGCGGUGGGGACGAGCCGCCGCCGAGGCCGACGGGGAACCUGACGGCGCCCCCGGCUCCACCCGCUCCACCGCGACCCGUUCCGGCGCUGCGGGAUUCGUCAACCGCCAAGUCCAAGAAGGGCGCGGGUCUGGGUGAGGAGCGUCUUCCGGGUUCAAACGGCGGGGUGUUUGGGGUGCUCAGGGGGUUGAUGAGGAGGCGCGAGACGUCGGAGGAGCGCGCGUUCAGGGCUUGGCAGAAGAAGCACGAUACCGGCGAGGUUGGGGCUGCGACGGCGGCUCGAAGAUUGCUCGCCGUCCCCGGGCGGGACGGGCGUUCGAAGACGACAAAGUCGCGUUCGAAGGAUCGCGGUGAAGGAUCUAAAGUCCCCGGUUGGACGUGCGUCAUCGUGGGCGAGAACGCGAGGGUCGCGCAGAAGAUUUCCCGCGCCGUCGCGGACGUGGGUUUGCCGUGCGCGAGCGUCGUGAACCGCGCAAACAAAACGAGGGACGGCGCAAACGUGCGAGGUGAAGAGUGCGAGGUGAAGAGGGCCCGCGCGGCGGACGUCAAGUUGAUGAGCCGCGCGAGGCACGUCGUGGCGACGGAACACAACGACGGUGCGCACGUCGCCGCGCUGCUUCGGCGGUGCGCGAGGGACGCCGCGUGA